UCUCGCCAUGAUCGAUCGAUUCGAUCGAAAUGCUGCCGCUGCUCCUGGCGCUCUUGCGAUCUUCUUUGCUCGUAAGCGGCGCUCCUUUUCCUCAGCACCGCUACGAUGUUCCUGCGCUCUUCGUCUUUGGCGAUUCCUUCGUCGACUCCGGGAACAACAAUUUCUUCAACACCUCCGCCAAGUGCAAUCACCCGCCGUAUGGGAUCAACUUCGAGGGCCGGCGAUCCACGGGGCGAUGGAGCGACGGGCUCAUCGUCACAGACUACAUUGCUUCGUUCCUGGGACUCCCAUAUCCUCCAAACUUCCACGACAAACGCGGCAACUUUAGCACCGGGGCCAACUUCGCGUCCGCCAGCGCUGGGAUUUUCAACACCACCGGCCUGGUAAGGAGAAGAAAAGCCAUGAUCCAAUCUCACGAACUUUGUCCUCCACUCGAAGCAAGGCAUCCGGACGUUUGAGCAGCAAAUCGGCGACUUCGAGCAGC
Messenger RNA from Selaginella moellendorffii, 484 nucleotides. Its product is annotated as GDSL esterase/lipase At2g03980. The transcript has 2 exons. NCBI's taxonomy places the organism in Eukaryota, Viridiplantae, Streptophyta, Lycopodiopsida, Selaginellales, Selaginellaceae. The record is from RefSeq and is a predicted model, not a curated record. The coding region runs from base 30 to 458 and encodes 142 amino acids. Gene Ontology annotation, molecular function: hydrolase activity, acting on ester bonds.